Arabis nemorensis is the source of this 822-nucleotide messenger RNA. The record is from the annotation of a GenBank genome assembly. NCBI's taxonomy places the organism in Eukaryota, Viridiplantae, Streptophyta, Magnoliopsida, Brassicales, Brassicaceae.
AUGGAAUCAAAAUCAGAGUGGGGUUCAGGCGUGUGGGCCCACCUUACCACCGUCCGGCAACGAUCGCCGCUGGUUCAGUGCAUCACCAACUUCGUCUCAAUGGAUCUCGUGGCUAACACGCUUUUAUCCGCCGGUGCAUCUCCGGCGAUGGUCCACUCCGUCGUUGAGAUUCCUGAUUUCACGCCUCAUGUUCACGCCCUCUGCGUCAACGUUGGCACGCUUACACCUGACUGGCUUCCCUCCAUGAAAGCUGCCGCAGAACUCGCUUCUAAGCUCGGAAAGCCGUGGGUUCUCGAUCCCGCCGCCGUGAGUUGCUCCCGUUUCCGGUUAAAGGCGUGUUUGGAGCUCGUUGAGCUUAAACCUACUGUUAUCAAAGGAAACGGUUCUGAGAUUAUUGCUCUCUCCUCUGCUUCAACGGGUCAGACUAAGGGUGCUGAUAGCUCUCAUGAAUCUACAGACGCUAUAGAAGCUGCAAAAUCAUUAGCUUUGUCAAGCGGUGCUGUGGUUGCAGUGUCAGGUGCUGUUGAUAUCGUUACAGAUGGGAAACGGGUUAUUGGUGUCCGCAACGGGACAAAGAUGAUGCAAAAGAUCACUGCAACUGGAUGUUCUUUAGCUGGUCUGAUUGCAGCAUUUCUUGCUAUUGAUUCGUUACAGCCACUGGAAGCUACGGUUUCCGCUAUGUCUGUCUUUGGUAUCGCAGGUGAGUUGGGUGAAGCGAUGUCCAAAGGUCCAGCUUCAUUGAGAAUGCAUUUGAUCGACUCUCUUUACGGGUUGGAUGAAACCACAGUUCUUAACCGUGUGAAUAUCACUAGGUUGGGUUGA